AUGUCUGGAACUGGCGCCCGCGAGAAUGUAUUCCCGACCCGGAUGAACCUGAACAUAGUCAAGCAGCGUCUCAAGGGGGCCCAGACGGGGCACUCGCUGUUGAAGAAGAAGGUCGAUGCGCUCACCAAGCGGUUCCGGGCGAUUACCCAGAAGAUAGACUCCACCAAGCGCGAGAUGGGCCGGGUCAUGCAACUCGCCGCUUUCAGUCUCGCCGAGGUUUCCUACACCUCCGGGGCCGAUAUCGGCUAUCAGCUGCAGGAAUCCGUCAAGGAGGCCACCUUCAAGGUCUCUACUCAUCAGGAAAACGUCUCCGGUGUCAUCCUACCUACCUUUGGAGUCGAUCGCACUAAGCCGGGAGGAGCUGAACUUACUUUGACCGGCUUGGGUCGUGGUGGCCAGCAAAUAACCAAGGCCAGGGAAAUCUAUGCCAAAGCAACCGAGACGCUUGUCGAACUGGCAUCCCUUCAGACGGCUUUUGUGAUUCUUGACGAGGUUAUCAGGAUGACUAAUCGUCGUGUUAAUGCGUUGGAGCAUGUGGUCAUACCCAAACUAGAGAACACUGUAAAAUAUAUUAACUCGGAACUAGACGAGGGCGACCGGGAAGAUUUCUUCCGAUUAAAGAAAGUCCAGGCGAAGAAGAAAGAACGAACGGCGAUCGCCGAGGCCGAGAAGCGCGAGCGGAUCCAUGCUGGCCAGGUCGACGAGUUCGAUGAUGCCGCCGGGGGAACUGAUCUGCUGGGCGAGCGAGAUGAAGACGUGAUUUUCUGA
This is a messenger RNA of Puccinia triticina, 768 nucleotides long. RefSeq lists its product as uncharacterized. Gene Ontology annotation, biological process: vacuolar acidification. The transcript is spliced from 5 exons. Bases 1 to 768 code for a protein of 255 amino acids. Gene Ontology annotation, molecular function: proton-transporting ATPase activity, rotational mechanism. The record is from RefSeq and is a predicted model, not a curated record. Gene Ontology annotation, cellular component: vacuolar proton-transporting V-type ATPase complex; fungal-type vacuole membrane. NCBI's taxonomy places the organism in Eukaryota, Fungi, Basidiomycota, Pucciniomycetes, Pucciniales, Pucciniaceae.